This is a messenger RNA of Closterium sp. NIES-65, 3858 nucleotides long. NCBI's taxonomy places the organism in Eukaryota, Viridiplantae, Streptophyta, Zygnematophyceae, Desmidiales, Closteriaceae. The record is from the annotation of a GenBank genome assembly.
AUGGACGUGGACGUGGACGUGGACGUGGACGUGGACGUGGACGUGGACGUGGACAUGGACGUGGACGUGGACGUGGACGUGGACAUGGACGUGGACGUGGACGUGGACAUGGACAUGGACGUGGACGUGGACGUGGACGUGGACGUGGACAUGGACUGGACAUGGACGUGGACGUGGACGUGGACAUGGACGUGGACGUGGACGUGGACAUGGACGUGGACGUGGACAUGGACGUGGACAUGGACGUGGACUGGACGUGACGCGUGGACGUGGACGUGGACGUGGACGUGGACAUGGACAUGGACGUGGACGUGGACGUGGACGUGGACAUGGACAUGGACGUGGGUGGACGUGGACGUGGACGUGGACGUGGACGUGGACAUGGACGUGGACAUGGACGUGGACGUGGACGUGGACGUGGACGUGGACAUGGACGUGGACGUGGACGUGGACAUGGACGUAGUUGUGGACGUGGACGUGGACAUGGACGUGGACGUGGACGUGGACGUGGACGUGGACGUGGACAUGGACCUGGACGUGGACGUGGACGUGGACGUGGACGUGGACGUGGACAUGGACGUGGACGUGGACGUGGACGUGGACGUGGACAUGGACGUGGACGUGGACGUGGACGUGGACGUGGACGUGGACGUGGACGUGGACAUGGACGUGGACGUGGACGUGGACGUGGACGUGGACGUGGACGUGGACGUGGACAUGGACGUGGACGUGGACGUGGACGUGGACGUGGACGUGGACGUGGACAUGGACGUGGACAUGGACGUGGACGUGGACGUGGACAUGGACGUGGACGUGGACGUGGACGUGGACGUGGACGUGGACGUGGACGUGUACGUGGACAUGGACGUGGACGUGGACGUGGACGUGGACGUGGACGUGGACGUGGACGUGGACGUGGACAUGGACAUGGACGUGGACGUGGACGUGGACGUGGACGUGGACGUGGACCUGGACGUUGACAUGGACGUGGACGUGGACGUGGACAUGGACGUGGACGUGGACGUUACGUGGACGUGGACAUGGACGUGGACGUGGACGUGGACGUGGACGUGGACGUGGACGUGGACGUGGACUGGACGUGGACAUGGACAUGGACGUGGACGUGGACGUGGACGUGGACAUGGACGUGGACGUGGACGUGGACAUGGACGUGGACGUGGACAUGGACGUGGAUGUGGACAUGGACGUGGACAUGGACGUGGACGUGGACUGGACGUGGACGUGGACCUGGACGUGGACGUGGACAUGGACGUGGACAUGGACAUGGACGUGGACGUGGACGUGGACGUGGACAUGGACGACAUGGACGUGAACGUGGACGUGGACGUGGACUGGACGUGGACGUGGACGUGGACAUGGACAUGGACGUGGACGUGGACGUUGACGUGGACGUGGACAUGGACGUGGACGGGACGUGGACGUGGACGUGGACGUGGACGUGGACGUGGACGUGGACAUGGACGUGGACGUGGACGUGGACGGGACAUGGACGUGGACGUGGACGUGGACAUGGACAUGGACGUGGACGUGGACGUGGACGUGGACGUGGACGUGGACAUGGACGUGGACAUGGACGUGGACAUGGACGUGGACGUGGACGUGGACAUGGACGUGGACGUGGACGUGGACGUGGACGACGUGGACAUGGACGUGGACGUGGACGUGGACGUGGACGUGGACGUGGACAUGGACAUGGACGUGGACGUGGACGUGGACGUGGACGUGGACGUGGACGUGGACGUGGACGUGGACAUGGACAUGGACGUGGACGUGGACGUGGACGUGGACGUGGACGUGGACAUGGACGUGGACGUGGACGUGGACGUGGACGUGGACGUGGACAUGGACGUGAACGUGGACGUGGACCUGGACGUGGACGUGGACGUGGACGUGGACGUGGACGUGGACGUGGACGUGGACAUGGACGUGGACAUGGACGUGGACGUGGACGUGGACGUGGACUGGACGUGGACGUGGACGUGGACGUGGAUGUGGACGUGGACGUGGACGUGGACAUGGACGUGGACGUGGACGUGGACGUGGACUGGACUUGGACGUGGACGUGGACGUGGACGUGGACUUGGACGUGGACUGGACUGGACGUGGACGUGGACGUGGACGUGGAUGUGGACGUGGACUGGACGUGGACGUGGACGUGGACGUGGACGUGGACCUGGACUUGGACGUGGACGUGGACGUGGACGUGGACAUGGACGUGGUUGGGACAUGGACGUGGACAUGGACGUGGACGUGGACGUGGACGUGGACGUGGACGUGGACAUGGACAUGGACGUGGACGUGGACGUGGACGUGGACGUGGACGUGGACGUGGACAUGGACAUGGACGUGGACGUGACCGUGGACGUGGACGUGGACGUGGACAUGGACGUGGACGUGGACGUGGACGUGGAUGUGGACGUGGACGUGGACAUGGACGUGAACGUGGACGUGGACUGGACGUGGACGUGGACGUGGACGUGGACGUGGGAUGGACGUGGACGUGGACAUGGACGUGGACAUGGACGUGGACGUGGACGUGGACAGGACGUGGACGUGGACGUGGACGUGGACGUGGACGUGGACGUUGACGUGGACGUGGACAUGGACAUGGACGUGGACGUGGACGUGGACGUUGACGUGGACUUGGACGUGGACGUGGACGUGGACGUGGACGUGGACCUGGACGUGGACGUGGACGUGGACGUGGACUUGGACGUGGACCUGGACGUGGACGUGGACGUGGACGUGGACGUGGACGUGGACGUGGACGUGGACGUGGACAUGGACGUGGACGUGGACGUGGACGUGGACCUGGACUGGACGUGGACGUGGACGUGGACGUGGACUUGGACGUGGACCUGGACGUGGACGUGGACGUGGACGUGGACGUGGACGUGGACGUGGACGUGGACUUGGACGUGGACGUGGACGUGGACGUGGACGUGGACAUGGACGUGGACGUGGACGUGGACUUGGACGUGGACCUGGACAUGGACGUGGACGUGGACGUGGACGUGGACGUGGACGUGGACGUGGACGUGGACGUGGACAUGGACGUGGACGUGGACGUGGACAUGGACGUGGACAUGGACGUGGACAUGGACGUGGACGUGGACGUGGACAUGGACGUGGACGUGGACGUGGACCUGGACGUGGACGUGGACGUGGACGGGACGUGGACGUGGACGUGGACGUGGACGUGGACGUGGACAUGGACGUGGACGUGGACGUGGACAUGGACGUGGACGUGGACGUGGACCUGACGUGAACGUGGACGUGGACAUGGACGUGGACGUGGACGUGGACCUGUACGUGAACGUGGACGUGGACAUGGACGUGGACGUGGACAUGGACAUGGACGCGGACGGGACGUGGACGUGGACUUGGACGUGGACUUGGACGUGGACGUGGACGUGGACUUGGACGUGGACUUGGACGUGGACAUGGACGUGGACAUGGACGUGGACGUGGACGUGGACGUGGACAUGGACGUGGACGUGGACAUGGACAUGGACGUGGACGUGGAUGUGGACGUGGACGUGGACGUGGACCUGGACGUGGACGUGGACGUGGACGUUUACGUGGACGGGACAUGGACGUGGACGUGGACGUGGACAUGGACGUGGACGUGGACGUGGACAUGGACGUGGACAUGGACGUGGACAUGGACGUGGACGUGGACGUGGACAUGGACACGUGGACGUGGACAUGGAUGGACAUGGACGUGGACGUGGACAUGGGACAUGGACAUGGACGUGGACAUGGACGUGGACGUGGACAUGGACUGGACGUGGACGUGGACAUGGACAUGGACGUGGACGUGGACGUGGACGUUGA